AUGAGUCUACCAUGCACGUCAUCCUCCGGCGGGAUGGGAAGUGCGCUGAAACUUCUGUUAGUUGCCGCGGUACUGCAGGUAGCAGGUACAUCACAAACAAGCUCAGCCACCUUCGUAACGAUAAACCGGUGUGAAGAACAUCCCGUCCCGCAGCUAAACUUUGUGGAACGGUCGAAGAUACCGGUCGACUGUCGAUGUCCAGUCGGGUUUACCGCGUUGCGGACAUACGAGCAGACGAACCGAGCGCUAUGUGUCGGUAUCCGUACGGCAGGACCCUGGCAGGAUGGCUGUGUUCAGUCCGGUACCGCUACGGACUAUUACGAUCUGGAUGAAGCUGAGAUGGUUGAGGUGCGGAAGUUUCUGCUUACCAUGAACGUCUCCGAGUGGUGGAUCUCUGCGAGGAGACUACUAAAGUAUGGCGAGCUGGUACGACGACUCCCUGGUCCUAAAUGGAAUGCAGCUGUUACGUUACCAAAGCGAUCUCCACUGACGCUACCUGAGUCGGACUACAGCAAAGACCAAGACUGUGCUACAGUACGCAUCGAUCAACAGUCCGAACAGCUGUUGUUCCACAAUUGCUCCGCUAUCCUGCCGCAGCUAUGUGUAUACCGGGAAGCUAGCAUUCUUCAGCUGCAUUGUGAUGCGAACGAGUUUACAACGCGAUAUUCAAGCCUCCAGCGCUACUGUUUCAGUAUUAGAAAGAGCAGUUUGAACAUUGUUAGUAUGCUAAGGUUGGCGAUGACGGCGAAUGGAAACUUUUCGAUUGAUAACAACCGAAAGGGGCAGUUGUUGGUUGAAAUGUACGAUGCUUCGAAGGAGUGUAGCAAUAGCUCCAAUCUGGUCUACGUUGAUCAAAAGGACAGUACGCAUCAUGCACAUAGGCGAGAUGUAAGCGAUACCAAAACCAUGCCCAAUAGAGACCUCGCAGAGUUCAGAGAUCUCAUCCCGAUCGUAUCUUCGGAUCUGCAGAGCUUUGCCUGUGGCGCACACCAGCGGGUACAAAUUGAGGGCGACAGUUUAGCCACUGCCGAUGGUACAGGCCCCGGUAUGUAUCUGUACUUUGAUAAGGCACGCCAUAAACUCUUCCUCACCGUGUACGGUAAGCGGUGGUUCUGGCGUGAGGAUCAUUCCAGCAACGACGGUGUCUUAUGCUUCACCAACGCCAACGACGAACAGUUAAAGAAUAUGAAGUUAAAAAAGUUGCGCGAGUCUCACGUCACGUGGGGAGAACCGGAACGUAACGUUAAUCGUCUCGCAGCGAACCGCACGAUAUACGAGGUGAAACUGGAAAAGAACGCUCCGCCACGAUCGUACUGGUGCGAGGCACAUCUGGUACCAGAUUUCACCCUUGUUAAAACCGAUACCGUGCUGGCCCAUCGGAAAGCGGACUGUAGGAGGUACUUUUCCGCCACGGUCGAACUACUGCUGAAUCGUUCCAGUUCCCAGCCACCGGACACGUUGCGUCUGAAAGAGUACGACAAAAAGAUCGAAGAGUACUUCAAAAUCCACCGCAAGCAACUGCCAGCGCUGAAGCACAUCUUUGCCGCAAUCAAAACGACCCGCGUGAAGCGGGUGGAGAACUUCUGGAAAUCGGCUAACAAUGAUUGGUACACCGUGCGGCUGCUGCUGCACAUCGCCACGAAGUGUGCGAAGGACUUGGACAAAGCAGAACUAUCGGAGCCCGAGAGCAAUGAAAUCGACCUACCAGAAGAAUAUUUGGACUACUAUCAAAUGCAUAAAAGCUUAACUUUCGCACUCGAGUCACUAACUGGUGAUGGUUUUCGAUUCCUUGCGACCAACAGCACAGAGUACUGCCUGCCGGAAAGUCUCAAGCACGCCCAGGGGAAAAAUGUGUGGUGGCCUGCACGGUUAGGUGAAACGGUUGCGCCCCGAAAUCUCUGCCUGAUCGAGCACAGCGGACUACCGAUCGCAAGACGCUGCCUGGGCGACUACCUGUACGGAUGCGCCUGGGACUGGAACUCGGGCAGCGAACUCUGCUCCAAUCAAAAACGUCCCACAACGGACCUGCUGUAUCGGUACAGCGUUGGCCAGCUGAACGAAAGUGUGCUGGGGGAUGUAUUCAACCGGGCGAGCGAUGCAUUGGCCCUCCCGGAGGACGUCAUCCCUGCCGAUCUGUUCUACAUCUCAAAAACGCUCGAAAACGUACCAACGCUGCUCGACACGACCGUGGCGGCUGCGGAGGGUCGGGAAGACCCCGGUAGACAUUACUUCUGCAACGUUAGCAACAUCCUGAGCCGGGUGAUGUAUCUGAACGAAACGACCGUGGUGUUAUCGCAGAGGGCACUGAACACCACCAACAUUUUGCUGGACGCUACCGAAACCAUUGUGAACCAGUUGGCAUUAUCCCAUGAUACGUCGGCAUUGAUGCAGGGCGAUCAGUACGAUUGUCAGGCACCGGGUACGGUACAGCAGCACCGUCAGAAUGAUGGCACGGUGCUGUUUCGUACCGCGAGGUUGAUUGUGUUGAUAGCAGAUCCCAGUGUGGCGAACGUGACAGGAUUAGCCCUGUUCCGAGGUGAAAAGACUCCUCCAGAAUCUGACGUCGUUUCGGAUGGGUUGGAAGCGGACGAGCAUGAAGACUUUCACGGUUAUAGACUGCGGUACUUGUACAUGAACCAAUCGAUCGAGUCACUGCUGGUGGAAAGAGAUCUUGAAAUAGGAUCGUUCAUUCCGCAGCACGUAAUUGAAGGACUGGAUGAGCUAAAUGAAGCACUCGCCGCAACUGAAGAGGAAGCGGAUCCCGAUACUAUUGAGGUUGGCACUACACCGCCCAGUGAGUCGCAGGAGCCGAUGCCGACUGCACCACCGCUGCGCAUUAUCAUCACCAUCUACUACAACGAUCACGCCUUUCGGGAAACGAAAAAUGGUACCAUUGCGCGGCCCAACUCGAAGAUCAUCAGCGUUAACUUGCCGGGGUACGGUUCGCGAAUGCCGGACGAGAUACCGAUCUACACCCGCGAACUCGUCCGUGAUCGUGCGGGACGUUGCGGCUAUUGGUCGUUCGAUGCGACAAAUUCGACCGAGUUCGGGCACUGGUCGUACGAUGAGUGCCGGCUGCUAAACAGUUCCGGCACCCUGUCGCUGUGCGGGUGCUUCCACCUGACGUCCUUCUCCCGCCUGACGAAGGACAUCCAGAUGGUGGAAACGGUGGGCGUUUCGCAGAAGUUUAUCGCGGACAAGGGUACACUUGCGCUGGACAUCAUAUCCGCGAUCGGUUGCUCGAUGUCUUUGCUCGGCGUGGUGGGCAUCUUCGCCACCGCCAUACUGUUCCCGACCUGGCGCUCGAAGGCGAGCAGCAAGAUACUACUGCAGCUGUCGUGCGCGAUCGCGAUCGAGAUGAUUAUCAUCUUUCUCGAGGGUCCGGACAUUGAUCAGAACCGGAUCAGCCAGAUCGAAUGCGCACUGCUCGGUGCGAUCUUCCACUACAUCAUACUGGUGACGUUCAUGUGGAUGCUGAUCACCGCCUACCUGCAGUUUAUGCGCUACGUUAAGGUGCUCGGUCAGCUACGGCCGGCCCAUUUCAUCCUGAAGGCAACGGUCUGCUGUUGGGGUGGCCCUCUGCUGGUGGUCACCUUGUUUCUCUGCCUAGACUACACGCUGUAUCUGAAGCGCGACAACCUGUCGGACAUCUGCUACCCGCACGGUACCGCACUCUGGUACGGGUUGCUGCUACCGAUCGGAUUGAUCAUAUUCGUCAAUCUCGUCAGCUUUGUGAUAGUGAUGUACCACAUCUUCACGAUACCGAACAACCUGACCAAGACGGCCGACCACGCAAUGACGCUGGCCCAGCUGCGUCUGUCCGUGUUUCUGUUCUUUCUGCUCGGGCUACCGUGGAUAUUCGGCAUGCUGACCACCGGCACGGAGGACAAGCUGUUUGCCUACCUGUUCUGCCUAACCGCACCGAUACAGGGCUUCAUACUGUUCGUGUACUUCGUCAUUAUGGACCCGACCGCUCGCCGGUUUUGGUACCGGAAGUUGCAACGCCUGCCGUGUAUUGCGCGCCCGACCAAACAAGCGGAUGGCGAACAGACGACAUCACAAAACACUUCAUUCAAUACGUAUCUUUGAUCGGGAUCUUUUCGUUGUGUGUGUGUGUACGCACUACUGCCGACGUCUUUGUGUUUGAUCCAAGCGGAUAUGGUUUUGAUAGUAGCUUCGAUCACUAAUGACUUAGACGACUCCUCCUACUACUGUCUUCCUGCUCAGGUACGGUCGCGUCAAACACUGCACAUCGUACCAUAUUUAUUGAAACAUUCCUUCUCAUCAACCACCCAAACACCUAGCUGCUAGUAUCUCUAGACUCUCCGGUCGGUAGUGAAGUAUCCCAGAUAGUCUUACCUUUAAUGUUCUACUGCUGUCAGACACCGCCCGCAACGCGUCAGUGGAUUGCUUGGCAUCAGAUAACGCCAACCGAAUAAAUUUAAAACAAAACAGAGCGAAAAUCACCAAUGUACACACGUUGCACACAGCACACACACACAGUUUGCUCUGGCGCACUUUCUUGCGCGUCCUCCCGUCUUAAGAUCAACCGAGAGACUAAAAGUCGCCACAGGUCACGCAUGAGCUGCUAGCUUGUUGUCGCGAGCCGUUGGUACGCGCAGCGGUACUACUAGCGGCCGCAAGAUCCGCAUUGCCUAUUAACGUGCUUAGGAGCGCAAAAGUAAAAUACCAUUAUCCAAUCAAGCUACAAAACAGCCAACCACUUGAAGGAUACCGAAGUGGAUUGCUCGCAUUAUUCAAUUUAACGGAAGUGUAGGCACCGUGGUGACGUGUGAUACACACGUCUUGGUUUGCACUGUUGCGUUCGCUUCACCGGUGCUACUACCCCCGGUCCCAAUUGCAGCUGGUGGUCCGGUCCUUCGCAGAUGUGUGCUUAUGCUCAUUAACUUACAUCAAUACGACCGGAAUCCCAAGAGCCCUAAGGUAGAUGUGAAGAUGUCACACACCCGUCCUAUCCCUACUUGGGAUUGAUUUGUCCUGUUUGAGGAAUUUACUCG
Messenger RNA from Anopheles moucheti, 5018 nucleotides. RefSeq lists its product as uncharacterized. Gene Ontology annotation, biological process: G protein-coupled receptor signaling pathway; cell surface receptor signaling pathway. Gene Ontology annotation, cellular component: membrane. The record is from RefSeq and is a predicted model, not a curated record. Lineage: Eukaryota; Metazoa; Arthropoda; Insecta; Diptera; Culicidae. Gene Ontology annotation, molecular function: G protein-coupled receptor activity. Bases 1 to 4089 code for a protein of 1362 amino acids. The transcript is spliced from 3 exons.